Molecule: messenger RNA, 4972 nt
Organism: Cuscuta epithymum
Lineage: Eukaryota; Viridiplantae; Streptophyta; Magnoliopsida; Solanales; Convolvulaceae
Source: the annotation of a GenBank genome assembly
CCGAAAAUAGGAAAUAGCAUCUCCCCCUUCUACAGAGUACCUGGACAUGAGAUGGGCAUGCCGAUUUGCCUCCCGAUAGACGUGUCUGUAGGAAACCGACCAAUCCAUAGACCACCUCUUCAAAUAUUCCACCGUUUUCCUCCAUCUACCUCCAACUUCAUCCGAGAGUAAGGAGAUAGCCGUCUGCGAGUCCGAUUCAACCUCAAAACUCCUAUAUUCAAGCUCACCUGCCCAAGUGACUGCGGAGUGGAGCGCCAUAAGUUCUGCCUCGUUGGAAGACCUUGCCUCCAAUGGGAAAUGACAACCAGCCAAAAAAUCACCAGACCGAGACCUCAGUACCGCACCACCAGCUGAACCAGAAGAAUAAAACGAGGCAUCGACAUUCAACUUGAAAGCCAACCCAGGAAUGUUUGAAGGAGAAAGUUGAAGAUUUAGACCACCUAACAGACUGAAAGGCUGAGGAGACAGAGAAGCAGCCAUUGGCCUCAGGAAGGAGCCCAGAUAUUUCAUUGGAAGGUUCACCUUGGUCAUUUGCAGAAGUUUCUCCAUUUUUCUGAUGCUGCACAGUGAAGUUCUUCCACAAACAAAAUUACUUUUAUCAAAAUUAAUAGCUUGUCCUGAUGCUCUCUGAUACAGCCCAAUAAUUUUUUUGAAAUUCAUAAGAGAUCUGGCCUCCCCAUUAAUAAAAAUCAGAAUAUCAUCAGCAAAACAUAGGUGGGAUACAGGGUAGCCAGUUUGUCCAAUCCAGUAAGGCUUACUUUGAGAUCGAGAAAUAAGAGAUUUAAGCCCCCUGGAUAGAGCUUCAGUGGCUAGGAUAAAUAAAAAAAAGGGGAGAGUGGGUCCCCUUGUUUAACCCCCCUCAUGGGCUGGAAGAAACCCCUAGGAACACCAUUAAUGAGCACAGAAAAAUGGGAUGCCUUAAGGUGAUUUAAUACCAAAGUAGUAAACUGGGAAGAGAACCCAAACUUAUGAAGCACACCCUCCAGAAAGGUCCAAAAUUUUCAUGUGUACUAGAAAAAUUUAUGUGUAUACUUCGAAUUUAGUUGGACGGUGUGCUUCAAAUUUACCAAAAUUUAUGUGUAUACUUCAAAUUUUUCUUGACAUUUUCUAUGUGUAUUUAAGGGUAAAGAUGAAGCUCUUGAAAAAUUCUUAAUUUUUAAGAAUGAAAUAGAGAAUAAAAUUGGCAAGAAAAUUAAAAGGUUAAGAUCUGAUACGGGAGGAGAGUAUACUUCGAAUUUAGUUGUACUAGCUAGAAUGCCUAAAAUAUGGUAUAGUACAUGAUGAAGAAACACCUCCUUAUUCACCACAAUCAAAUGGGGUAGCUGAACGGAAAAAUAGAACUUUUAAAGAUAUGAUUAACAGUUUGUUAGAGAAUUCUGGAUUACCUAAGUUUAUGUGGGGAGAAGCAUUGAAUACGGUUUGCCAUAUUCUGAAUAGGAUUCCAAUGAAACAUAAAGAUAAGUGUCCAUUUGAACUCUUGAUAGGCAGAAAACCAAGUUUGAAAUAUUUUAAGGUGUUGGGCUAUCUUGCAAAAGUAUUAGUCCCUGAACACAAAAGAAAGAAACUUGGGCCUAAAACUGUUGAUGCUACUUUUAUUGGUUAUGUUGAACAUUCUUAUGCAUUGAGAUUUUAGGUUAUUAAAUCUGAAAUUUAUGGCAUAGAUGUUAACACUAUUGUAGAACUUCGUGAUGCUAUUUUCUUUGAAGAUGUUUUUCCGAUGAAAACGGGUGUGCCCCAAAAUACUUCUUUUAAAAAUCAAGAAAGUACACUUAAUUCAAUUCCUGAUCAAGUGGAAAAGAUGACAAAUGUUGGGGUAGAAUCUAAUAGUUUUAGUCAUAUUGAUUUUGAAUCAAAUGAUCUAGAUGAGCCUAGGAGGAGCAAAUGAGCUAGGAUCACUAAGGAUUUUGGAAGUGAUUUUGUCACUUACAAUAUUGAGGGUUAUCCAAUUUCCUUUAGAGAUGCAAUGGCUACAUCUGAAGCCAUCUAUUGGAAGGAUGCAAUUAAAAGUGAAAUGGACUCUAUUGUUCAAAAUGGAACACGGAAUCUUGUUGACCUUCCUCCUGGUUGUACAACUAUUGGAUGUAAAUGGAUUUUAAAAAAGAAGUUAAAACCAGAUGGAACCAUUGAUAAAUAUAAGGCCAGAUUAGUCGCUAAUGGCUAUAAACAAAAAGAAGGUAUUGAUUUUUCGAUACAUAUACUCCUGUUGCAAGAAUGACUACAAUAAGAAUGCUUAUAGCCUUGGCCUCCGUAUAUGGUCUUAAAAUUCAUCAAAUGGAUGUUAAUACAGCUUUUCUUCAUGGUGACCUUGAAGAAGAAAUUUAUAUGGAUCAGUCUGAGGGAUUUGUGGCAAAAGGCAAUGAGAGAAAAGUUUGAAAAUUAAUUAAGUCCUUAUAUGGACUUAAGCAAGCCCCUAAGCAAUGGAACGAAAAAAUUGAUAAAAUAAUUUCUUCGUUUGGAUUUACUCUUAUAGAUGCUGAUCAAAAUGUUUAUUAUAAAUGUAAAGGUGAUAUAAGUAUUAUUUUAUGCCUAUAUGUUGAUGAUAUGUUAUUAUUUGUCACUAAUGAUAAUAUUAUUUUUGAGACUAAGUCAUUUUUGAAAACAAAGUUUGAAAUGAAGGAUAUGGGGGUGGCGGAAGUAAUUCUUGGGCUAAAGUUGACUAGAUCAACCGAAGGCAUUUCUAUUUCUGAGUCUCAUUAUAUUGAAAAAUUAAUUGAGAAAUUUGGAUUUAAAAAUAGUAGAGUUGCUAAAACACCCUAUGAUCCUUCUGUAGCUUUGUAUAAAAAUGAAAGUGGUGUUCUCGUGUCUCAAUUAAAAUAUUCUCAGGUGAUUGGUAGCUUGGGUUACUUAGCUAACUGCACUAGACCUGAUAUCGCAUUUUCAGUGUCUAAACUUAGUCGGUACACUUGUUGUCCAAACAGAACUCAUUGGGAGGACUUAGAUAGAGUAUUUAGAUACUUGAAAGAAACUAUUUUUUUGGACUUGCAUUAUGGUAAUUAUCCUCCUGUUCUUGAAGGAUACAGUGAUGUAAGCUGGAUAGCCAAGAACUCUGUGAGUUAUGGGUGUACCGACUAUUUGUUUACGUUUGGUGGUGGGGCUGUUGCCUGGAAGUCCACAAAACAAACUGUACUUUCCCGGUCUACUUUAGAGGCUGAAUUAUGUGCAUUAGAUACUACAUGAAUUAGUCCGAGUUACCUAUAUUCAGCAAGCCAAUUCCACCUAUCUAUUUGCAUUGUGAUAGUAUGAGUACAAUUGCAAAAAUUAGGAGUACCAAGUAUAAUCAAAAGACUAGGAGACACAUUCAAGUUAGAUUAAAAACUAUAAGGAAAUUUUUGUCUCAAGUUAGAUUAAAAACUAUAAGGAAAUUUGUGACUCAAGGGGUGUUUGCUGUUGAUUUUGUUGGAUCCAAAGAUAAUACAGCGCGCGGACCCGUUAACAAAAGGACUUGAUUUAAAUCAAGUGAUAAAAUCAAGGUUAGGAAUGAGACUGAAAUCCAAUAAUUAUUCAUCUACGAUAGCAACCCAACCUAUCUGAGUGGAGAUCACAUAAAGUAGGUUUAAUGUGGUAUGAACAAACCGUAGAGUGAAAUGUGCAUCUCAUUAAAAUAAUUUUUUAUGAGUUCUAUUCCUUGAUAAGCUUUAGAGAUGCUGAAAUUGCUAAGUUAGUAAGAGAUUAAGACUCUGGAUGGGAUCAAGCUUUAAUAACAGAGUGUUAGCAAUGCACUCUUGGAGAUGCCCAACUAUGAAAAUGUUACUGUGUGGCCACAAUAAGAGAAUGUGAGUUUAUUCUCGAUAAUAUUCUUGAGACAGGAUCGGACGCACGGCCGUAAAGCGUCACCCUAUGGAUCGUUGUCAUUGUCGUUAGUGUGUUGCUUUUAUCACACGCCUACACAAUCAAGGCUCGAGUUCAAGAACUCUGUUCACUCAGUUCCUGUGGGGGUUAGGGGUAAGAGCUUAGAAUUUGGUUCAAACCGGAAGGUACCAUAUUUGAAAGCACACUAUGUCUUCUAGAGUUGAGUCUACAACUAUGGAUUUGUGGGGGAUUGUUGAAAAUAUGAUGGAAAAAUAUAUUUUCAGGGGAUUCAUUUAUGAGUCCUAAGGAUAAAUGUGUCAAAUAUGAUUUGGAAAUAAUAUAUCAAAGUACAACUUUUACUGAUUGGAUUAUAACUAACAAAAUAAUCCAUACUUGUAAAGGUUGUAAAGUGAUGUAUUAAUAUGAUGAAUUUUGUCACCUAUAAAAUAAAAGCUCUUAUAGCAAAUUAUUUUAUCUGAUGAGGAACAUUAUUCAAGUAUCAUUUUAAAUAACUUGAGUUGAGGAUUGCUUGCAUUUUGACAAAAAUUGAGACUAGCAAAAUGCGAACAAUUUUAUUUUAAUAAAACGUGCAUGGGAGCAAAUGUAUUCAGUUUUGAAUUUAAAAUUGAAAUGUGAGCUGCUUGAAUUGAUCCAGCCGUUAUAUCCAUAAUGGUGCUUAAUAUUUUGGAUUAGAAUUACAGUCAUGAUUUCCGUUUCAUGCAUUUGACGAACAUCAAAUUCUGAUUUCCGUUGAAAACAAUCUGCUGCAUCUCUGUUUGUACUUCGUAUUUACAGGAGGUCUUUUCCAUGCUCGAAACAUUACGUACGUAGAAAGAAGAGUACCUCUCUUUCCCAUUCAAUAGCCUUUUGUUUAUGAAGAAGCAUUUGAUCGAAUUGCCUUCCUUGAUCCAUAUUGCCUCUCCUUCCCCCCCCACCCCCCCCCCCCCCCAAAAAAAAGAAAUAUUUGCUGUCCAUCAUAUCCUUUCAAGUUAACUCUAUUAAUCGGCAAAUUUGGCAACGGUCGAAGGUUUCAGUCGAGGUAGAUACGAGUCUGAAACGUGGUAAGAUUAUCCUGGGAGCGAGCUAGCCAGACCCGUCUGAAUAGCUAUCGGGAUACGGGGGCUAUCUUUCUUCAAGGCCAGUCCGUUUUAACGGGUGAUCCUGCGAUAAGUUUUCUUAUCUU